Molecule: messenger RNA, 996 nt
Organism: Australozyma saopauloensis
Lineage: Eukaryota; Fungi; Ascomycota; Pichiomycetes; Serinales; Metschnikowiaceae
Exons: 1
Coding region: 1-996 (331 amino acids)
Cellular component (GO): endomembrane system
Molecular function (GO): 1-acylglycerol-3-phosphate O-acyltransferase activity
Source: RefSeq, a predicted model, not a curated record
AUGGAAUUAAUUAGUCACAUAGGGUUAUUGCCUGGUCCGGCUCCUAGCGCCGGCAGAGUUUUGCGGAAAAUCGGCGCGUUUUUCUCGCUUGCAUUGCUCUUUGCAUUUGCUAUUGCAAACCAAAUCUUCAGCUUUUGGUGCCAUUUUGCAGCCAUUGCCUGGCCCCGAAGAAUAAGCAAGUUACAGCGCACGAUUUCUCAAUUUUUCUGGGCGGUCGCAAUUGCUUUGGCCCAAUAUAAUAAGGUUGAAAUCAGAAUUACUGGCGAGCGCAUUACGGCAGACUCGGCGGUGAUUAUCUCGAAUCAUCAGUCACUUGCAGACCACAUAGUAUUAGCACACUUGGCGCAAAGCGCCAGCAUCAAUUAUGUUCCGCGUGUGAAUUUUUUCACAUGGUUUUCGCUCUGGAACAUUCCAUCAAUUCGACUCAUGCUCAAUAUGAUCGCCUGCGACGAGAACUGGGAGCUCACCAAAUCCAUGGCGCUGGCGCUCUUUAAAAAAAUCUCCCUCUCAGACAUCCCGGAGUGGAUCGUUGUCUUCCCGGAAGUUAAUAUUUGGACUCCGACAAGUGCAUACCUCCAAAGGCUACAGAGUCUGAAGUACUACCUUCCCCAAUUUGACCAUUUGUUAUACCCUCGCUUUUCGGCGAUCAACAGUGCGGUAAGCAUGGCGAAAACAACUGGGCGCCAUAAAUUUCUUAAUGUGUAUGACGUGACAAUCAGCUACCCUCAAGCAAGUGCUCCAACACUUGCGAGGUUUUUCUGCUCUGCCGAGCCAAUUCGCGUGUUCGUCCAUGUUCGAAUCAGUCCCAUCUCAUCAAUUCCGUCGAAACGAUCCAAAAUUGAGGCUUGGCUUGAAAGGCGUUGGCUGGAAAAGGACAAGAGACUUGCACGCAUGAGACCUGGCUACAAUAAGUUUGACACAGAUGACACCCACGACACAAACAAUCUUAAUGAUCUGAGUAAGACAGGAAAUCUGAGCGGUAAUGCGAAUGGCUGA